This is a messenger RNA of Schistosoma bovis, 1221 nucleotides long. The record is from the annotation of a GenBank genome assembly. Lineage: Eukaryota; Metazoa; Platyhelminthes; Trematoda; Strigeidida; Schistosomatidae.
GAGAGUUGUCCUGAAUUCGCUGAGUUUGUUAGUAUCUCAAAGGAAGGCUGUAUUGAACCUUUGUGAUGCUGUUCCCCUGAUUGUCCAUUGUUUCUUUAGCCUCAGUUUCAUCUUUGUCACAAUUAGGUGGUGAUCUGAAGCUAUGUCAGCUCCUUUCCGGGUUCUAACGUCUGCCAUUGACCUGAAUAUCUUACUGAUGCAAGUGUGAUCUACCCGGUCCCCCGUGGUGUGGUCCGAUGAGACCCAUGUAACUCUGUGUAUGUGUUUGUGGGGGAAUAUUUUGCCGCCUAUAACGAUUUUGUUGAACGCACAUAAAUUUUAAAAUCUGUCACCAUUUUCAUUUCUUUCUCCCCGUCAGUUCAUGUCGUCCCAUGAUAUCUUCAUAACCGGUGUUAUCCGUUCCGACUUUGGCACCCGACAACCUAGUCAGCACCUGUUAAUUAAUGUCUUACUAAUGGUGUAUUGGCCACUGAAUCUGUUUUUGAAAGAUACUGUAGUCUUUUCAAGUUUAAACAGCUGCUGCAAAAUUAUCCGACUGCAUUUGUCCGUUACUGUGUAAGGAUUUAUAAUGCUUUUUUCGUCUACAUAAACCAGGAGCAUUUAAGUUGCAAUAUUUAGUAUCUUUUGAAAGGAUUUCACUUUUGAUAUAUCUACCGUCUUCAUCCAUUCUAGGAAAGACGAUAUUCAACGACACCAAAGCGUUUAGAGGUGACGACUAUACGUAUUAUCAUUUGAAUUUUGAUUGCCGUGUAAAACAAUAGCUUUUUGAUUGAACUUUUUCAGAAGAUAUUCCUUGACAAAAUCAAACAAGCAACUAUUUAGUCAAUCGUCCAGCUUUGCAUUAAUAUUUCUUAUAUCAUUACACAACGUUCAAGAUUAGUAAUGAAUGAUCAACAGUCUGUUGGUGGAAAAUUAUCCCAAUCCGUGCACUUUAGUGAUGGUGUUUUCGAUCUCACUGAUGAACACAAUGAAGAGUGCUCGGACUCAUCUAAGUCUAACAAUAUUCUGUUGCGUGUUAUUGAUUGGUGUGGGGAAAAGUUGGCAUGGAGUUUUGGCAUUUCCUCACCGAAAUAUUAUUAUAUAAUUGAAAAUGCCAAAAUGAGAGCGUCAGAAAGAGAUUUCAUUGACUUGGGUGAUAUGGAUGAUCCACAUGUCGCCAUUCUUCAGUGUUCGGUGCCAAAUAAAAACUAUACUCAUCCAUCAGUUCUUUCAUCUGGCUAA